CCUUUAAACCCUCUCGGCCCUUGCCCCGCCCCCGGUCCGCCCCGUCCGAGGCGGGAGCAGGCUGAAAACCUCCGGCCUGGCCCGGCCCCGGCGCUUCACUCGCGCUGCAGACCCCGCCUGGAGUGCGCAACUCUUCGGUCCGCGUGAACGUUCCCCCAGACACCACCGCCCUUUGGAAUGGCCAACAGGGGACCUUCCUACGGCCUGAGCCGGGAGGUGCAGCAGAAGAUUGAGAAACAAUAUGAUGCAGACCUGGAGCAGAUCCUCAUCCAGUGGAUCACCACCCAGUGCCGCAAGGAUGUGGGCCGGCCCCAGCCUGGGCGCGAGAACUUCCAGAACUGGCUCAAGGAUGGCACGGUGCUGUGUGAGCUCAUUAACGGGCUGUACCCCGAGGGGCAGGCCCCAGUGAGGAAGAUCCAGGCCUCCACCAUGGCCUUCAAGCAGAUGGAGCAGAUCUCCCAGUUCCUGCAAGCAGCCGAGCGCUACGGCAUCAACACCACUGACAUCUUCCAGACUGUGGACCUCUGGGAAGGAAAGAACAUGGCCUGUGUGCAGCGGACACUGAUGAACCUGGGUGGGCUGGCGGUAGCCCAGAACAAUGGGCUCUUCUCUGGAGAUCCCAACUGGUUUCCCAAGAAAUCCAAGGAGAACCCUCGGAACUUCUCCGACAACCAGCUGCAGGAGGGCAAGAAUGUGAUUGGGUUACAGAUGGGGACCAACCGCGGGGCAUCUCAGGCAGGCAUGACCGGCUACGGGAUGCCACGCCAGAUCCUCUGAUCCCACCCACAGCCCUGCCCCUGCCUGCCGUGAAUGGUUAAUAUAUAUAUAUAUAUAUAUAUGUGUAUAUAUAUAUAUAUAUAUAUAUAUAUAUAUGUAUAUAUAUAUUUUAGCAGUGACAUUCCCUGAGAGCCCCUGGAGCUCUCAUGCUCCCCUCUGCCAGGGUGGGGGCCUGGCCUGUCUCCUCUGGGGGUGCCUGACGAUGGCCUCCCCACUGUGCUUACUAAUACAUUCCCUUCUCUAAAUCCACCAAAACUGGACCAACUGCCUCUUUUCCCCGGGACCAAAAUUAGGGGGGCAUCACCCCCUCUCCCCACCAUACCUCUUCUCUUUCUCUCUGGCCUCUCUUCCCCUGAGCCCUGUGCCCUAAUCCAUUCCUUGGCUGGGAGUCAGGGAUGCUGCCUAAUGGCCUUCUCCCCACAAGUACGCCUCACCCACAGCUGUGGCUGCAGGGACUUAAUUUAUAGGGAGGGGUCUGUGGCGGCUGCCCCCCAGCCCCAGCUGGACUGCGCUCACCACACUUCUGAGGCAGCCUGCCCUGGCAGAGGCCUUCAGGCUUCUCAUUUUCCAUUCCCCUCUCUGUGGCUAACGGGUGGGGGUGAGGGGACCGGGGAGGGAAGGCUGCCCACCAUGGGCUGGGGCUUGAAGAAUCUGAGUUUGCUGGUUUAAAUAAAGAAUCUCUGUCUUUUUUUGGAUGGACUCUGGCUGUGUCUGGGGCCACUGAGUCCACUGUUGGGAAGGGAGGAAUGUGGGGGAAGGGUGGUGACUGGCUCCAGGGAAGAGGGCUUUGAAAUAAAAGGUUACAAACAUC
This is a messenger RNA of Orcinus orca (killer whale), 1588 nucleotides long. RefSeq names its product transgelin 2 (gene TAGLN2). Bases 178 to 777 code for a protein of 199 amino acids. NCBI's taxonomy places the organism in Eukaryota, Metazoa, Chordata, Mammalia, Artiodactyla, Delphinidae. The record is from RefSeq and is a predicted model, not a curated record. Gene Ontology annotation, molecular function: protein binding. The transcript is spliced from 5 exons.